UUUUUCAAUGAUCUUAAAUGGAUGAAUAAUUGAAUUACCACAAUUAUUUCUCUUUUAAACCGCCAUACUUUUCAUUUAUCAGGAUUCAGGAGCAUAUCUCUAUUCUAAUUCUAAUUGCCAUGUCUACAUGCUUGCUUGUGAAUUCUCUCUUAUCUUCAAUCCGGUGCUAAGCUUUCGUUGAGGUACUCAUCUUUAUCUGUUUUUCUUCCUUCUAGCUUGUUUUCCAGUGUUUUCAAUAGAACUUUGUACAAAUGUUUGGCCUUCCUUCUGUUUAGCUUUGAUUCUUUUACAUCCUAAUCUGGAAUCAACAGUGAUUCAAUUCGGUUGCUUAGUGUAUGGACACACUUCUUGAAGGAUAUUAUAGCCCAAUGAAUCAUUGGCAAUUUGAUCAUGGCUUAGUUGAUGAAUCUAAACUUAACCAUGGCCUCAAAGAUCCUGUUGAUCCAUGGUUCCUUCCAACCAAUACAAAUCCUCUUAGUGAUUUUUCUCCAUCUUCUAGUAUGAACAAACAUGGAGAUCCUGCAGACAUCGGUGAGCCCUUUCUGGCAACUCUCAGGUAUAUAAAUUAUAUACUUAUGGAAGAAGACCUGGGGGACAAGACAUGCAUGUUACAGGAUUCUUUGGCUCUUCAAGCUGCUGAAAAAUCCCUCUAUGAUGCCCUUGGCCAGAAAUACCCCCCUUCAUCAAAUCAUUAUCCUUCAUGUUUCAACUCAGAGACCCCGGAUAAUUAUUGCAAUUCUAGUAGCAGUGCUGAUAGCAGUAACAGCAGUACUACUGCUAACAACUUGGUUCAUCCCAACUGUAUAAGUAAUCAAUCAUCUUUUAUAGACUCUCCCGAAAAUACCUUUCUGGUACCAGAUUUAUAUAGUGAGCUGCAACAUUUUGGACUUUCCAGUGGAGGCAAAGUUAGUAAUUCCCGUCCUAAUGAUGAUACUGUUUUCUCAAACACUGGCUUAUUAUAUUCUAGAGAAGAACUAGAGGAUUCUAAUUACUUCGUAGAAGAGAGAAGAAACAAGCAUUUUGCUUAUUCUCUUUCUGAACAUGAGCCACUGGAAGUGUUUGAUGAAGUAUUGAUAUGUAAAUGUGAGAAUAAGUCGGAGCCAUGUUUAAUUCACGGAUUGUUGAAAGAUGGAUCAAGUGAAAAGGUGCAGCAGAUUGGCCAAGCGAAAGGGUCUAAUAGUGGAACAACAGGCAAGAAGAAGAAAGGAAAAAAGAGAGAAGUGGUGGAUUUGAGCACUCUUUUAACCACGUGUGCACAAGCUGUGGCUAGCUAUGAUCAAAGGACUGCAACUGAGCUCCUGAAGCAGAUUAGGCAGAAUUCUUCACCUUUUGGCGAUGCAACUCAAAGAUUGGCCUAUUACUUCGCUAAUGGUCUUGAAGCACGCCUGGCUGGCACCCAGACACCAAUCUCUAUACAUCUAAAUAGUAGGGCAUCGGCUGCUGAUAUAAUACAAGCUUACAAGGUAUAUGUUACAGCAUGCCCCUUCAAUACGAUUUCAUUUUCAGUGGCAAACCGGACGAUUUGCAAACUUGCAGAAAAAGCACCAAGGCUUCACAUUAUUGAUUUUGGCAUUGGCUAUGGUUUUCAGUGGCCUUGCCUUAUUCAGCGUUCUUCGAAAAGGCCAGGUGGACCUCCCAAGAUCCGUAUUACAGGAAUUGAUUUUCCUCAACCAGGUUUCCGGCCAGCAGAAAGAGUUGAAGAGACAGGGCGCAGAUUAGAAGCUUAUUGUAAGAGGUUUAAUGUCCCAUUUGAAUACAAUGCCAUAGCAGAGAAAUGGCAGAAUAUUCAAUUAGAGGAUCUCAAGAUUGACAGAGAAGAGAUAACAGUUGUUAAUUCUCUGUUCCGGAUGAAACAUCUACCAGAUGACACAGUGGUUAUUGACAGCCCCAGAGAUGCUGUUUUAGAAUUGAUAAAGAAAAUUAAUCCAGAGAUUUUCAUCCAUGGAGUUGUUAAUGGCACCCAUAAUGCACCAUUCUUUCUUGCACGCUUCCGAGAGGCACUAUUCCAUUUUUCUACAUUCUUUGAUAUGUUUGAGGCUAAUGUGCCUCGCGAAGAUCAGGGGAGGCUGCUGUUCGAGAGAGAAAUAUUUGGAAAAGAUUCAAUGAAUGUUAUUGCCUGUGAAGAUAUAGAGAGGGUUGAAAGGCCAGAGACGUAUAAGCACUGGCAAUCGAGGAAUCUGAGAAUUGGGUUCGAGCAGCUGCCACUAGAUAAAGAUAUAUUAAAGAGAGUGAAGAGUUUGUUAAAGUUGAAUUAUCACAAGGACUUUGUCAUCGAUGAAGACGGCCAGUGGAUGCUGCAGGGAUGGAAGGGUAGAGUAACCCAUGCUCUUUCUGUAUGGAAAUCUGUCCAGGAUUGAUGAAGACUUCUCAAGGCUUGUGCAUCGUUAGAUCCUGUGAACUAUAUUUCUUUAAUUUUUCUGCUGAUGUAAGGAAAAAGAUGUUUUAACAUCAAGUUAUCAUUGUUGUUGUGAUGAUGAAUAAAAUCAGGCCUCUUCUGAAACAAGUAA
Molecule: messenger RNA, 2507 nt
Organism: Mangifera indica (mango)
Lineage: Eukaryota; Viridiplantae; Streptophyta; Magnoliopsida; Sapindales; Anacardiaceae
Product: scarecrow-like protein 30
Exons: 1
Coding region: 336-2357 (673 amino acids)
Biological process (GO): regulation of DNA-templated transcription
Cellular component (GO): nucleus
Molecular function (GO): DNA-binding transcription factor activity; sequence-specific DNA binding
Source: RefSeq, a predicted model, not a curated record